AAAUAAGUAAUCAAAAUGAGCGAGAUGGAAACUAAUGCGUCCUUUGAGUCCAUAUCUGUGCACAACUUCUCUGAAAAGAUUAUGGAGCAGGUCGUUCACUUCCACGUUAUGAAGCUGAAUGAAGGUUUUUUCCUUUGGGUCGGCUCUUCUCCGGUCCUGUCCAACUUGGCUGUAUCGAUGAGCAGCAGAUAUGAUUCAAUGCCAUUAUCUUCACUAGUCAUGGGGGAUCCAUCAAAUACAGCUGCAAACACCUUGGCACAAAGAUUAGCAAAGAGGACCAAAAAACAGGUGUUUGUGAGCUACAGUCUUGCUGUAACUGACUGCAACUUAAGCCUUUUAGUGGAGAAUCGCAUCAAGAAAGAGCUCGAGCUUCACCCUGAAUGUUUUUAAGCACAUUUAUAUUUGGUUAUAUUUGGUGAAGAAAAGGCAGCUGCUUGAUGACAUUG
Molecule: messenger RNA, 446 nt
Organism: Periophthalmus magnuspinnatus
Lineage: Eukaryota; Metazoa; Chordata; Actinopteri; Gobiiformes; Gobiidae
Gene: psmg4
Product: proteasome (prosome, macropain) assembly chaperone 4
Exons: 3
Coding region: 16-390 (124 amino acids)
Biological process (GO): proteasome assembly
Source: RefSeq, a predicted model, not a curated record